AAUUUGCUGAAGACUGCUGUGGACAAGGCUCUAAAAAGUGAGAAUGGACAUCUGGACCUUUACCUUCGCUUCCUUCUCGGUCUGUCAUUCCAGUCCAAUCGACAACUCUUACGAGGCCUGUUGACACAGCAGGAUGACAGAGACCAGAGCAAGAGGAAAUAAUUGCAUACAUCAAGCAGAAACUUGAGGGAAAUCUGUCUCCAGAGAGAUCCAUCAAUCUGUUUUACUGUCUGAAUGAACUGAACGACCAAACUCUGCUGAAAGAGAUUCAGUCUCACCUCAGUAGAGGAAGUCUGUCAUCUGCUGACCUUUCACCUGCCCAGUGGUCUGCUCUGGUCUUUGUGUUGUUGACCUCAGAGGAGGAGCUGGAGGAGUUUGAGCUUCAGAAAUUCCAGAGAUCAGACGAGUGUCUCAUCAGACUAUCAGCAGUCAUCAAAUCCUCCAAAAGAGCUCAGCUACAGGGCUGUAAUCUCACUGUUCAGUGCUGUGAGAGUUUGUCUUCAGCUCUACAAUCCUCAAACUGUGUCCUGAGAGAGCUGGACCUGAGUACAAUGACCUGCAGGAUUCAGGAGUGAAGCUUCUCUCUGAUGGACUGAAGAGUCAACACUGUAAACUGGAGAUACUGAGAUUGUCUGGCUGUAUGGUGACAGAGGAAGGCUGUGGUUUUCUGUCUUCAGCUCUGACUUCAAACCCCUCACACCUGAGAGAGCUGGAUCUGAGCUACAAUCAUCCAGGAGAUUCAGGAGUCAAGCUGCUCUCUGAACAACUGGAGGAUCCAAACUACACACUGGACAAACUCAAUCUGGAUCAUGGAGGAGACGCGAGGAUUACAGCAGGACCACGCAAAUAUGUCUGUUUCCUCACACUGGAUCCAAACACAGCACACACUCGUCUAAUUCUGUCUGAGGAGAACAGAGAGGUGAAGCGUAUGAGGGAGAAUCAGCCGUAUCCUGAUCAUCCAGACAGAUUUGAAUAUUGUCCUCAGGUGUUGUGCAGAGAGAGUGUGUGUGGACGCUGUUACUGGGAGACUGACUGCAGUGGAGAUGAUGUGUAUAUAUCAGUGUCAUAUAAGAGCAUCAGGAGGAAGGGACGAGGUUAUGAGUCUUGGUUUAGAUCUAAUGCUCAGUCCUGGAGUUUGAUCUGUGAUUCCUCCAGUUUCUCAUUCUCACACAAUGACACACACACUCGUCUUCCAGUGAAGCGGCUCAGCAGUAGAAUAGGAGUGUUUGUGGAUCACAGUGCAGGAACUCUGAUCUUCUACAACAUCUAUAGAGACACAAUGAGCCUCAUCCACUCAGUCCAGACCACAUUCACUGAGCCGCUCUGGCCUGGGUUUAGGCUUUAUUAUCCUGGAUCAUCAGUGAAACUGAGCUGAAGACUGACGAGAGAUUUACCCACAAUCCUCUGCAGGAGCAGUCAGCAGCUGUGUGUGUGUGUGACAGAGAGUG
Danio aesculapii is the source of this 1448-nucleotide messenger RNA. Its product is annotated as tripartite motif-containing protein 16-like. The record is from RefSeq and is a predicted model, not a curated record. The transcript has 5 exons. Bases 641 to 1375 code for a protein of 244 amino acids. Gene Ontology annotation, molecular function: protein binding. Lineage: Eukaryota; Metazoa; Chordata; Actinopteri; Cypriniformes; Danionidae.